UAGCGGCCGCCGUCGCUACCACAUGAAUACUGCGACAAAAGUGGGAACACGUAGGGUCCUAUGAUCAAUGAACUCCGAGUGGAUGUGUCGGGGCCGUAGGUCGGGGCGUGCGAGCGGUAGAGCCUCGUCGACUGUCUCUCUCGUUUCAUCCAUCAUUACGGGCCUUUUGUUCAGUGCUUUUCUACGGCGACGUUCUAUCCGUGAAAUUCGUUACGGUACUCAUGUUACCAUGCCGUAAUUGUGUUAGACACGUACUUAUCAGUCAAUAUUUUCAUCUCCGUACGUGUAUCUGGAACUUGUUUUCGGAUAUCCGACAGAGAGAUGACCACCUAACGGAUACCAUAGAUCGUCGUAUUCCUCGACGUUCUGAACGACACAUACCGCGAGCUCCAAGAGCCUAUAACGUCAAAUUACCGUCGUAAGAUAAAUGGUAAUCACGCGAAGAUGAAUGACAUUGAGAAUUUGGGAAUUAAUUCCGCCGGGGGCAUCGGCUCGAAAAUGCCGCACAGCCACUCGACACCAGCCGGCGUUGACGGCGGCAGCCGGACACCACCUGCAACGCCGAGGAAGGCUGGCAAAAUGCUCGCUGUUCGCGUACAGAUGCUCGACGAUACCGUCACAAUGUUCCAAGUUCAGGCAAAAGCGUUGGGCAGAGUAUUAUUUGACCAGGUUUGCAAACAGCUGAAUCUCUUGGAAGCGGAUUAUUUUGGAUUGGAAUACCAAGAAUUAAAUGGGACAAAGUAUUGGCUGGAUUUAGAGAAGCCUGUUUGCAGACAAGUCGGACUUACUCUGGUAGACCCGCUUCUGCGGUUUUGUGUGAAGUUUUAUACCCCAGAUCCAGCACAAUUAGAGGAGGAGUUUACCAGAUAUUUAUACUGCUUACAAAUAAAACGGGAUUUAGCUCAAGGGUCGUUACAAUGCAAUGACAAUACAGCUGCGCUAAUGGCCAGUUAUAUUGUGCAAGCUGAAUGCGGUGAUUACGUUAUAGAGGAUUAUCCCGAUCACACUUACCUGUCGACAUACAAAUUUAUUCCUCAUCAGGACAUGGAAUUGGAACGUCGUAUCAUGGAGAAUCAUAAAAAACAUGCUGGACAGUCUCCUGCGGAAGCAGACUUGAAUUUAUUGGAAACGGCUCGGAGAUGCGAAUUAUAUGGAAUGAAAAUGCAUUCUGCUAAGGACCACGAGGGAGUUCCUUUGAAUCUUGCUGUGGCACAUAUGGGUAUCGUAGUCUUUCAGAACUACACAAAAAUAAAUACAUUCAGCUGGGCAAAGAUAAGGAAAAUCAGCUUUAAACGAAAACGAUUUUUAAUCAAAUUACAUCCUGAAGGCUACGGAUAUUACAAAGAUACAGUUGAGUUCUUUUUUGAGGGGCGCAAUGAGUGUAAAAAUUUCUGGAAGAAAUGUGUCGAAAAUCAUGGAUUCUUCAGAUGUUCUACUGUAAAACACGUUGUUCGGCAAAAAACUCGAGUCUUGAGUCGCGGCUCGUCCUUUAGGUACAGCGGCAAGACUCAGAAGCAGAUUGUAGAAUUUGUCCGAGACAACUACGUCAAGAGACAAACGUUUCAUAGGUCCAAUUCGUUCCGGCAGACUAGCGGUGGUAGGGCACUGCAGGGCUCGGAGGGGGGAGGUUAUCGUGGCGCCACCCCAAGCAGCUCCCUUAUGGGCAGCUCCAGCAUCUCUGCCCACCCCCUCCUGCCCCUUGGCGACCCUGUUUUGGGAACACCAGCUCUGUCUCUGUCAUGCGGCUCGAUGACACUGGAUUCUCCGACGACUGCGACGAGUGUCUCGAUGGGAGGGACGACGGAUCGCCGUCGCGAAGACACAGCUACGUCCUUUCGGACGCUCACCUCUAUCGACAUUCACUCCCCAGCCACUCCCAACCUGGCACCAGCGCCAUUGCAUCAUCUUCAUGCCAGCAGUCAGCAGCGGAUUUCAACAACAGACACAGAGUCAGAGUUACAACAGCUUGUGCACAAGCAAGAAAACAACAACUCGUUUUACAAUUCAUCGCAAACUGAAAAGUGUCCUAAUGGAAGUACGGGUAUUAGCACCAACGGCGUAGAAAACGUGCCAGACCUAAGUCCUGUCAAGCAAAUGAAAAAUGGAGAGGUUGAAGAUAGAAAGACGAAGAUCAUUCUUUCACCUACCAAUGGAUUUCAUUUGCAGAGAUGGCCAACCGAUAAAGCAUAUUAUAUUGCCAAAGAGUUGUUGAUGACUGAACGAACAUACAAAAAGGAUUUGGACAUCAUAAAUUUGUGGUUCAGAGAGGAAGUAUCGAGAGAAGCCGAGCUCGAAGCUGGUCCAGCCGUUGCUUUGAUAGAACUACUAGCUGAUGCACACGCACCUUGUCUUCAGGAGAUGGAAGCGAGACUUGCCAGAUGGGAGGGGAAUGCGCGUCACAAUAUCGGCGAUUUUUUAUACAAUACUUUAUUGAACGUACUUCCGCUCUAUGACCAGUAUUUAGAAAAUCUCAUGCCAGCUCUUGAGAAGAUCGAGUAUUCUAUACGAACUUCACGGAGGUUUGAUCAACUUUGCCGAGAUUUCGAAUCCCAGAAGCACUGUUACUUACCUCUCAGCUCUUUACUUCUGAAACCGUUACAGCGGUUGCUUCAUUACAAUAGCAUUAUCGAUAGACUACUCGAUCAUUAUCCAAAAGAUCACACGGAUUUUGAAGACUGCUUAGCAGCAAGGGAUCGUCUUGGCGAAACAUUGUUAGAAGGCCUCACCGUAUUGAAUCAGGCGGAAAAUUUGGUCCAAUUAUGCGAAUUGCAAAAAGAUAUAAGUGGAUUUGACGAUCUCGUGCAGGACGGCCGAAGAUUUAUUAGACAAGGUUGUUUGCAGAAGUACAGUAACAAAGGAUAUCAGCAGCGGAUGUUCUUUCUGUUCUCCGAUAUUUUGCUGUAUACGUAUCGAACCCAACAACCAAUACAGUGUUUUCGAGUCCAUGGUCAGUUACCCCUCAAGGGAGUCAAAAUACAGGAUGGAGAUAACAAGACUGGAACGGAUUUCGCAUUUGUUAUCCAUGGAUUGGGGAACUCGCCCUUGACAGUCGCGGCAAGCAAUGAAGACGAAAAAGAACGCUGGCUGGAAGACCUGAAUGUGACUAUCGCGCAAGCAACCGAUUCGGUAGAUGGAAAAUGUCCUUAUUUAUCAUCCAAAUCUUGCAUCUUAGGUUCGACCGACGAAGUUUCGGACGAGCCUGGAUCAAGAGAGGUAGAUAGAACUAAUUGUGGAGGUGCAAAGACUUCGCAACGGAGCAACACGACGGUUCACGUCUGCUGGCACCGGAAUACUAGCAUAAGUUAUAGUGAUCAACUUAGAGCAUUUCAGAAUCAGCUCAGCGGUUUUUUGUUAAGGAAAUUCAAGAACUGUAAUGGCUGGCAAAAGCUUUGGGUUGUUUUUACGAACUUUUGUCUGUUUUUCUACAAAUCGCAUCAAGAUGACUUCCCAUUAGCCAGUUUGCCAUUGCUGGGAUAUACAGUAUCGACUCCAACUGAGAAAGAUGGGAUCAGCAAAGAUUUUGUCUUUAAGCUGCAAUUUAAAAAUCAUGUCUAUUUCUUUAGAGCAGAGAGCGACUAUACAUUUGGAAGAUGGAUCGAAGUUAUCGGAAGUGCGACGCAGCAUAGUCAUAUAUCAGUUAGUUUUACCCACAAGAAAAUCGUUGGUGAAUUUCGUGACGGAUUAAACGAAGCUGAGUAAUAAUAAGCAGAAGCAAUAAAGAGAAAUUACUGCAAAAUUGAUGAUAUGUUGUGUAAAAAUCAACACACUCAAUAGUCCAGGGCCUGAGUUUUGCCAGUAAGAAUAGUGCUUAUGAACCGUAAAGCUGGACUUGUCUGUGCGACUAGCAUCUUCUCGUGCUGGCAAACACUGACCGAGUUAUCAUUUAUAGUCACACGCGUACCAAUAUCAGAAAUAAAUUUAGAGCUACAACUAUUAUCUUGGCAAAACUGAUGUAGCAAUCAAAAGAGUAAAGCGACCAAUAUUUUCAUUAUUUCACUUCAAGAGAAGGACGGUACCUGCUGUCUCUCUUACUGUGUGAGACUCAGGUCGCUCCACAACGAGUGCAUGAGAAAAAGGAAGUGCACGCAUUUCUCCUAUCCCAGUGAACGCUCUCCUAUUUCCCAUCUGCUUCAACCCGACUGGCAAAAUAUAUAUGGAGUGAAUCUCAAUGCUCCGCAGUGAGUCAAGUCAGCCAACACUGAUUCUGUUCUGAGAAGAAGGAAGUAGCUUUUCUGUUUUGAACAGAGAUUUAUUGAAAGGCAAUUGUAGGUAUGCGGGUAUAAUCUUCCUAAAAUAUGGCAAAUAAAAUUUCUUACUUUGUUGUUCACGAGAGAAAUUCAAUAUUAUGAUACUUCGAACCACAAGUCAGUAACUGGAGUUCAAUACAUCUGGUAAUUAUUGAUGAAAAAAGAGUAAAAUGGAUGCUGGUUGUACGGUAAUGAACAGCAUUCUAUUCAGUUUUAUACAGUGACGAAUUGCAUCAUCAAUGCGUUGGGAAUUCAACGAUUUCUCUGAACCUGUAUCAAAACAAUAUUCUACCCUGUAGAUAACGUCAGAAAUUGUACAUAUAAUCAUUGCAUAUUGCAUUGCGUACAUGAAUAGGUAUAUCAAUAUUACCAAUUGUACAAGGAAAUAGGUAUACAUAUAUAUAUAAUAUGCAUAUCGACAAAAUUUAAUCUGCGUAAAUUGGACCAAUUCACAUUUCAUAAUGUAUAGUUUUAUCUGUUAGGUUGCGUUGACAAAAAAAGAAAAAAAAAACAAUAAUUUUGAUGUGGCAUUUUUACCAAGUUUUCAAAUUUCAUUUUAUGAUGGAUAUCAUUUUCGCAUCCUU
This is a messenger RNA of Neodiprion fabricii, 4831 nucleotides long. RefSeq names its product FERM, ARHGEF and pleckstrin domain-containing protein 1-like. The record is from RefSeq and is a predicted model, not a curated record. Lineage: Eukaryota; Metazoa; Arthropoda; Insecta; Hymenoptera; Diprionidae. The transcript is spliced from 21 exons. Gene Ontology annotation, molecular function: cytoskeletal protein binding; guanyl-nucleotide exchange factor activity. Gene Ontology annotation, cellular component: cytoskeleton. Bases 445 to 3699 code for a protein of 1084 amino acids.